AUGAACAAGAAAUACUGUAUCGCUAUAAUUGUAGUGAUUGUAGUCGCAGCAAUUAUAGGAACUGUGCUUGGAAUUCUUCUCACGAGUCCAUCAGCUGAUGAAAAUGAAGUGGCAAUUAGAGCUUUUACAAUAAAUCAUGAAACAAAUACAUUUGAAAUGGACGGAAAGCCUUUUCGCUAUGUAGCUGGUUCUUUCCAUUAUUUCCGUGCUUUGCCACAGACUUGGCGACAAAAAUUAAAAACUCUUAAAGCUGGUGGUUUAAAUGCUGUUGAUAUUUAUAUCCAAUGGUCACUUCACAAUCCAGAAGAUGGUGUUUAUCAUUGGGAUGGAAUUGCUAAUAUCCAACAGUUUGUAGAGAUCGCUGAAGAGGAAGGACUCUAUGUAAUCUUAAGACCUGGCCCAUAUAUCUGUGCUGAAAUCGAUAAUGGUGGAUUACCGUACUGGCUUGCUAGAAAAUAUCCAGGAAUUAAAGUACGAACGAAGGAUGAAAACUACUUAUUUGAAGUAGGAAAAUGGUACUCAAUGUUAAUGCCUAUUUUCGAGAAGCAUCUUUAUGGAAAUGGUGGAAAUAUUAUAAUGGUUCAAAUUGAAAAUGAAUAUGGAGCGUUUGGAGCUUGUGAUGAAGUCUACAAAGAAUUUUUACGUGACGAGACAUUUAGAUAUACAAAUGACAAAGCAAUACUAUUCACAACAGAUCGUCCCAUUGGCGAUGAAUUGAAAUGUGGUCAAGUUGAUGAUGUUUUUGUUACAACUGACUUUGGAUUGAGUAACUUUACAGAGGUUCAAAGUCAUUUUAGGAAACUUCGUGACAUUCAACCUACUGGUCCACUUGUAAAUACAGAAUUUUAUACAGGCUGGUUGACACAUUGGCAGGAACCAAAUGCAAGACGAGGAGCUGCUGAUCUCGCUAAAACACUUGACUAUAUGCUUUUAUUAGGUGCUAACGUAGAUUUUUACAUGUAUUUCGGAGGAACUAAUUUUGGAUUUUGGGCAGGUGCAAACGAUUGGGGUAUUGGAAGAUAUAUGGCUGAUAUUACAAGCUACGAUUAUGAUGCACCUAUGGAUGAAGCUGGAAAUCCCACAGCAAAAUAUAGAACUUUCCGUGAAAUAAUUCAAAAAUACAUUAAAGUUUCGGAUGAAUCUGAUAUUCCUGAGAAACAGAAAACAAUGUCACUUAGAGCUUUGACAUUAGAACCUAUAAACUCAAUUCUAUCAAGUGAAGGUCGUAGUACUUUGGGAAGCAGACAAACAAAAUCCAGCACACUUUUAACUUUUGAGCAAAUGAGACAAUUUUCAGGAUUUAUUCUUUAUGAAACCGAAUUACCUAAAUUUACAAGAGAUCCAUCAAACCUAGUCAUUACAGAUUUAAGAGAUCGUGCAUUAAUUUAUGUCGAUGGAGAAUUUGUAGGAGCAAUGUCACGUGAAAACUAUAUCAGUACCCUCCCAAUUAGUGCAAACUUUGGCUCAAGAUUAUCAAUUUUAGUCGAAAAUCAAGGUCGAAUUAAUUUCCAAAUAGCUGAUGAUUAUAAAGGCAUUCGUGAUCGAGUUAGAGUUCAAAGUUUUCACAAUUCACAGCAAUCUUAUACAACAUUAACUGAUUGGAUAAUUACAGGAUAUCCAUUUGAUAACUAUGCUGAUUUAGAAGCAUUAUUAAAGAGCUCCAAAGAAGAUUAUAGAAUUGAUGCUAGUGGAAAUGCACUUGACGGUCCAAUUGUUUUCUAUACAGAAUUUAAUAUUGACGAAGACGAGGAAAUAGCAGAUACAUAUUGGGACACAACUGAUUGGGAUAAAGGAUUCAUUUUUGUCAAUGGCUUCAAUUUAGGACGUUACUGGUCUGUUGGUCCACAGAUUACAAUGUACAUUCCAAAAGACAUCCUCAAGUAUGGAAAAAAUGAAAUUUAUGUAGUCGAACUGCAAAAAGCACCUUUAAAUUUUAAAAUGAACUUCCUUAAUGGACCAAUUUUCAUUAACGACGAGGCAGUUUGA
Chironomus riparius is the source of this 1986-nucleotide messenger RNA. The record is from the annotation of a GenBank genome assembly. Lineage: Eukaryota; Metazoa; Arthropoda; Insecta; Diptera; Chironomidae.